CAUCAUCAUUGGCAUUUUGCCUGUUUGAUAAGGUGAAAUCCACGCGUGUUUUCCCCGCAAGGAAAGUGAAAUCUGCGCACGCUUUAAAUGCGCCUCUGCAGCUCUGCUUAAUCACAGGAGUAGCUUAGUUUGUUUCUAUAAGGACACUUGCAGCUUCUUGAAAAAUGCUCCACAGACUUGUCUUUGCGUGUGCGCUCGUGUCUCUGGCCGGCGCAGGAUUCUCUCUGCGCUGCAGAUGGCUGGAUCACAAAUUCAAACAGUUCAGUGACACCUCAUUGGAUCUGCUGGAGAAGAUGGUAAAUAACGCUACAAACAGCACUGAGGGGGAUGCUACAGAAGACAUCGAGGUGGACUUCCCUCAUCAUCUGUACAGACAGGCAUCUAAAGAAUCAGCUGAGAAUCAAGUUGCCUUCACGGUCCAGGUUCUGAAGGAAGUGUCUGCCCUGUUUGAGGAGGACAGUUCCUCUGCAUCAUGGCAGCAGAUCACAGUGGAGAAGUUUCUCGGAGUGGUGAACAGACAGGCUGAUGAGCUUCACUCAUGUGUGUCCGAAAGCCUCGUCCACAAGAAGAACAGAAAGCUGCGCAUGUAUUUCAAGAGGCUGUUGGAUCACAUCCUGAACAAACAGGGUUACAGUGCUGAAGCCUGGGAGACCAUCAGGAAGGAAACUAAAGCUCAUUUACUGAGAGCACAGCGGCUACUUUCCCCUUUAAUCUCCUCCAAAUGAAGUCUGUCUCAAAUGUUAAAACAAGAUGUGAAAAAAUCAAUA
Oryzias latipes (Japanese medaka) is the source of this 767-nucleotide messenger RNA. Its product is annotated as interferon a3-like. NCBI's taxonomy places the organism in Eukaryota, Metazoa, Chordata, Actinopteri, Beloniformes, Adrianichthyidae. Gene Ontology annotation, molecular function: cytokine receptor binding. Gene Ontology annotation, cellular component: extracellular region. The record is from RefSeq and is a predicted model, not a curated record. Gene Ontology annotation, biological process: regulation of apoptotic process; defense response; response to exogenous dsRNA.